Molecule: messenger RNA, 1422 nt
Organism: Coccidioides posadasii C735 delta SOWgp
Lineage: Eukaryota; Fungi; Ascomycota; Eurotiomycetes; Onygenales; Onygenaceae
Source: RefSeq, a predicted model, not a curated record
AUGAACUCUUCGGUUCCCCCCGCGACGGCGGAAUAUGGAGGAGAGUAUACAGACGAGGUAUCCGCCAUUAUUCUCGACCCAGGCUAUUCCUCCAUUCGCGCCGGAUUUGCUGGUGAAGACACGCCUAAAUCUGUGACCCCGACAUACUACGCGAAAUAUUCUACGGAUGGGCAAGACAAGCACAUAUACGGGGAUAGCAUCUAUGUCUCGCCGCGACCGGGCCUGUCUAUUCACAAUCCGAUGGGGAGUGAUGGAAUUGUGGAAGAUUGGGAUAUGGCGGAGAAAUUGUGGGAAUAUUCAUUUUCUUCGCGGCUGACGGGCACGAAACCUGGCAAUCCCAUGCUCAAUGGGUUAAAUGACACAUCAGAAUUGCCAACUGAGAUGGAGAUUGUGGAGUCACAAGAGAAGCCUUUAUCAGAUUCGCCAUUGCUCAUGACUGAAUGUGGAUGGAAUCCGACCAAAGCUCGGGAGAAGACGAUUGAAAUAGCGAUGGAGAAUUGGGGCACACCAGCCUUUUAUCUUGCUAGGACGGGACCGUUGGCUGCUUUUGCCGCCGGCAAGGCGUCCGCUUUAGUUAUUGACGUUGGCGCGUCCACGGUCUCAGUCACUCCAGUACACGACGGACUGAUUUUAAAACGUGGCGUCCAACAUUCCCAUCUUGCCGGGGACUAUAUCUCCUCCCAAGUUCGCGCACUCUUUAAACAAAACACUCCUCAACCCAUCACAAUUACACCCCAUUACCUCAUCUCUUCCAAGACAGCAGUAGAUGCUGGCCAGCCGGCGCAAGCAACGUACCGCACAAUUCCCGAUGAUCAGGCUCCUGACGCUUCGUUCCGUCGACUUCUGGAAAACCGGACCAUCUCCGAGUUUAAGGAAUGUGUGGUCCAAGUCUGGCCCGGCCCUCAGGGUUUAUUAAAUGUCAACCCCAACGGAGUGUCCAACGAAGACCUAGCGAAAAACAGCCCAGGCCGCCCCUUCGAAUUCCCUGACGGCUACAACCAACUCUUCGGCACAGACCGAUACCGCGUCGCUGAAUCAUUAUUCGAUGCCAAAGCCGCAAUUCCAGAUCCUGAUUCUGAGUUCCCCGCGCCCACUGCUGCACAGACAAUACCCGAGCUUGUUCGCAGCGCCCUCAAUCAGGUUGACAUCGACAUACGGCCACAUUUGCUCGGUAACGUGGUGAUUACGGGCGCGACCAGUCUCCUGUACGGAUUCAAUGAUCGGAUAAACUCAGAAUUGACGGCCAUGUUCCCAAGUCCUCGAGUGCGCUUGUUUGCGCCAGGCAAUACGGUGGAGAGGAAGUUUGGCUCGUGGAUUGGCGGAAGCAUCGUGGCUAGUCUUGGCACCUUCCACCAGAUGUGGAUUUCGAAGAAAGAGUAUGAGGAGCAUGGGGCGAAUAUUGUGGAAAAGAGAUGCAAGUGA